UAUUCUCCGGGCAUCGAGCAUAUCCCGUUGUCGUUGGUGUUUCACGCCGUGCACCACUCGAAAUCAUUUGGUCUCUCUCUUCCUCUCCCUCUUUCGCUCGCUUUUUGAAGGGCUUCAAAAAGCCCAUGAUCAAGCAAGCCUCCCCCCUCCCUCCCUGCCCCGCUCCCCUACUGCUACGGAGUUUACUCAUCCCUCCUCCGGGCUGCAGAAGAGAAUAGAACAGAGGAGAACGGAACAGGGAAUAGAGCAACGUGUCGUGCUAGCCGGUAGAACAAGUCUCGCAGAACAUGUCGCGCUGUCUUGUAUACCAGUAUCCGAUUUAUUUCAGAUAAUUCGUAAAUACAACGAUUGUUUAAAGUAUUUUAAAUAGUUUGCAGAGAUUGUGAAGGUUUGGGAGCUGGUGAAUUUGGCCAUUUUGAGAGUGCUUUUUUUUUUUUGUUUAGACGGUGAUUUUGGGUUAUCGAGGGCCUGGAGAUAAUUCCAAGUGACUAGUGAUUAGUGAUAAUUGUUGUUGAUUAAUUUGUGCGAUAUGAUCAAUUGGUGAUGAAUAAUACGGAUGAAAACAUGAACGAUGAUAGUGGGUUUAUGGGGGGACUGGGGCACAAAUUGUGGGCCCAAGAGUGACAGAAGUUUUUUUGGACAUUUUGGUGUGGGGUAUUAACUGAUUACGAUUGUGAUUUUUUUUUUUUUGGAUUAUUUGGGGGAAGUGGAUGUUCUCAGGCGGAUGCAAGAGCAUCCUGUCUGCAUGAUUGUGGCACCAAUGGGUUGCCUGGUGGGACAACAAUCCACCGGAUACUGAAUGCACUCGUUCAGUGGAUUUUUGGAAAAGUCCUGUUGAGUUUUAUUGUGCCAGAGUCAAGAUGAUGUAUUCACCUGAUAAGAUGAUGGGGAGCAAGGGGCUCCAUGGGGCGCCUAUAUCGGCACCUGGGUGCUUUCCAUCUGGAAGAUAUUCACCGCCAUCGUAUCGCGCUGCGCCGGACCAAAUGCCACCACCGCCACCGCCGAGGAGGUGCAUGCCAAAUCCACCGAGCCGGAUACUGGAAGAUGCCUCGAUCAUGUGUAAUUCCUGGUCACCACGGCAUAAUGGUGAUAUUUUUGGAGGUCUCAACAGUGGUCUUCAGGACGGUUUGUUGUCAAGGGCGGAGGCACUAGCUGCCGAUUUAGGAAAACACAAUGCUGGCACGCCAAUGCCACUUAAGCAUGAUCCGGUAUCGGUUUAUCAUCAUGGCGCACAUAUGGGAAGUCCGCACCCCAACAAUCGGCCUCAUCACCAGGUACAAUCACACCUAUUUUCCCUCGCUCGUUGCUUGCAGAUGAGUCAUCCGGGUAUGGAGAGCCUGGACAUGCUGGAUCCAGCGAAUUCGAUGACAACUCUAACACCAAUGUCGGAAGGUGGUGGCGGUGGAGGAGGUAAUCACCACGGAGGCAUUCAUGGGCCCUCCGUCUACGGCGGUAUGAAUGGAAUGAUGAGCCAUCAUCAUCACGCCAACAUAGCCGGUAGCGUACCCCAUCCGCACCAUCAUCCUGCAAUGGCAGCAGCGGCGGCGGCAGCAGCAGCCGCCGGUCUCCAUCCUGAUGCCGACACAGAUCCACGUGAGCUCGAGGCAUUCGCCGAAAGAUUCAAGCAGAGGCGCAUUAAAUUAGGGGUCACCCAAGCCGACGUUGGCAAAGCCCUGGCUAACCUAAAAUUACCUGGAGUAGGUGCCCUAUCCCAAUCAACGAUAUGUCGCUUCGAAUCCCUGACAUUAUCGCACAACAACAUGAUCGCCCUCAAGCCAAUUUUGCAGGCAUGGCUGGAGGAAGCCGAGGCCCAAGCGAAGAACAAGAGACGCGAUCCGGACGCACCCUCGGUACUUCCAGCCGGUGAGAAAAAACGAAAACGUACGAGCAUCGCGGCACCUGAGAAACGCUCCCUGGAAGCAUUUUUCGCGGUACAGCCGCGACCGUCGGGUGAAAAAAUUGCAGCAAUAGCGGAGAAACUUGAUUUAAAAAAGAACGUGGUGAGGGUCUGGUUUUGCAAUCAGCGACAAAAGCAGAAGCGUAUGAAAUUCGCAGCUCAACAUUGACCCGAGGGUGGCUUGUGACAGCAGAAUUGACUGUAUCCGCCGCCACAGCCGCCAUCAUCAAAUCUCGAGCCAAAGCCUGAACCGCUCAGUGAGUACUCCGGUUGGCCCUGAACACACUAUUCCCAAAAAUGUGUUUCUUCAUCAUGAUUACAACGCGAUGUGGUGCGUAUGAAACUGUUGUCAUGAGCUCCCAACGGCGUAAACCAAUUUGCCAGGGCUCACACAAACAUGAAACUAAUAAAAAUGAACGAGAACGUUGAGUGUAAAGUUGCUGAACUGUCCACCGAGUGAGCAGUAAAAAAAAUAAUAAUAAAAGAGUGAUUAUUUUAAAAGUUGUGGUGAAAACAAAACGGCGGAACAAAAAAAAAAUGACCGACAAGUUUACGAGUCGGUGUUCUUCGUACAGUGGUGAAAAUACACGCAUACGUUCGUGGUAGUUUGUGAUCGAUUGGACAUAACCCACUUGGAUAGUCUAUAGAACGAGUGGGAAAAACUCUUUGAAACCGGAAGUCACGGAGGGACAAUAUUUCCAAGUCCAAACGGAGGAAAAAGAGAAAUGGGUAGACGCAGUGUCACUGGUCUCCCUCCCUCCCAGCCAUACCGUGUACUCCAGUACGAUUUCCCACGCUUUGUGUCUCUCUUACUGGGUAGUUUAUACCAUUUAAAAGCAGACGAACGUAUAUAACACAAAAAAUAUAGGCAUAUGCGCACACGUGUAUAUAUUACACAAGUAUAGAAUAUACAAGAAAUAAAGAAGAAAAGGGAAAUACACAUAGAACUAGUCACAUUCGCUUGGAAAAAGUACAAUUUCAGGGGUUAGAGAAGAUUAUGGUGUUUUAAAAUGAAAAUGGAAUGACGGAGGAAAAUAACAAAAUUAAUGAAAAGAGAUAACAAAAAUUAAUGAUAAUAUUAAACUCAUUAUGUAUUUGUUAUUAGAGUCAAUGCGUGAAUAACGAUUCACGCGGAAAGUGAUAUUAAUACUAAUGAAUGAGAUUGAUUAAUUAGUGAUGAUUUAAUGAGGAUAAUUCGUAUUUCGUGAGGACCAGGGAUUUGGUGAAAUUGGUGGUGUCAAGGUUGCAAUGCAGAGCCAAGUGUUGAGUAGUGAUAUUGGACAAUCAGUGAGAAGACUGUAUUAUAUCAUAUCGAAAUGAUUCCUUUAGAGAUUAGUCACACACCCAUAACUUAUCAUCAUCGCGGAUUAAUCUGUGGGAGACAGAAAUUACAGAGUUGGAUUUAUUUGACUAAUUUGAUCGGAAUAUGCCUCAUCUCGUUCCUUACGUUCGCUCUGAUUGUCUUCAAUUAAAGGCGAGAGAUUCUUGUGUGGGUGAAUUUUAUGAAUAAACAAAAAAAAAAUGCAAAUACGCGAAUCGUGCGCAUUCAGCAAUAACAAGUGACAUAACAUAGCAUCAAUAAAGUUAAUAGUGAGGGGCAGGAUUUAUUUGUAAGCUGUACAAACGUAGUGUAAGUCAUUUUUUUAGAGGGACGACAAGUCAUGUCCCAGUGAGAUGAUAAAUCAUUUAUUUCUUGAUCUCCUAGUUCAGAGUAUGAAUGGAUGAUUUUUAGUGCAAUAUAGUGUAAUUUAAUAGUAGGACAAUUCGAUUGUUUUAUUUCUGUCAUUUUCUUUCGCAAAUAUGAGAAAUAGGAGGAAAAGUUACAAUUUCAUUGGCGUUUCCAUUUGAUAUAUUUUUUUCGUACCAUUUCCAUGUCCACAGGAAGAGUAGAACUGAAAAUAUAUUUUAAAUGGUACCACCAAAGGAGUUGUAAUGAUGCCAAUGGGAAAGAAAAUUUUUAAUCUUUUUCAAUGCGACGAUCCAAUAACUCAGAGUUAUGAUUGUUAUUUUUUCAUUAUUUAACGUUCUGUGAUUUAAUUUCUAGUCUUUUUUGUUACGAUUAUCGAAGGGCGAUUCGAGUUGAUUAGUGAAAUUUUUGUUCAGUCGACCUACCACAUGACCGGAGGAUUAUUCUCAAUGAUGACAGGUAUUCUGUAGGUAUCAAACACAGGGUAACAAGUCAUAUCGCAAUAUGCUUUUAAGGGUAAUUCUUACUACGUGAAUAAGUAUAUAUGUAUAUUGUAUAUAUAUGUAUACUUAUGGAGAGAAAGAGUAAUGGAGCAUGCAAUGCAGUUUUUGUUUUACUAACAUGCAUCAUGAACCUGAAAAUAUUUGAUAUUAAUUGAGUAAUUAUUUGAUGAAUUAACGUCAUUGUUUCGUUCGACUCUACUCGAAUUCCAAUGAAUUUAAAUUCUAAACGAGAACAUUUGGUUAAGUACAUGAUGCACCUCAUGAAGUACAUGAUAUUCCCAUUGUUUUUGUAACAUAAUUAGAUAAAUCGAACACUCCAUCGAACAAGUAAUUCCAAAUAAUUUUGAAGAAUGUAAAAUUGAAUUGAAAUUAUGUACGCGCGUAAACCACAAUUUUUUUGUAUAAAAAUUAAGAGGGAAUAAACCGUGUUAAGGAGUACUAUACAUAAACUAUAGCUACCUUUAAUUUAAAUGUUUAUACAAUUUUAAUGAAGUACGGAAAAUUCACAUAACAUGAAACACUGAAAAAAAAAACCAAAGCCAAAAGAAUUGUUGAAGACUGAAAAUUCCCUCGCAAAUAAUUUCAUUUAAUUGUCUCAUUAAUUUAACCAAUAUCUGCAAGAGAAUUUUCAGUCACUGAACGACGUAUAAGAUUGUAACGAAGACAUAUCAUAAAGAAAAAUGAGAAAAAAAAAAUAUUAGUAAAAUUGCCUGACAAUGUAGAAAUUAAUGUGCGAAUACGUUGCGUGCAAAUUUUUAUAGACGUGGAGAUUGGGCUAAAGAAAGUAUCGAAAAAAAAAUGUUUUUUUCUAUUGAUAAAUAAAAAAAAAAUAUUGCUCGAAUCUGUACAUAUUUGGCUGAUUGUAAAUGUACUUAUUGUAAAUUGUUCUUGUAAAAAACAAAAAAAAAACCUUAAUUUGCCAGCGAUCAAUCGCGAGAUAUUGUCUAGUGAAAAAUUCAAUUGGGCUUGAAAUAUUUAUAUCGAUAUGUUACCGGGUGUCUGUCAUUCUCGACAACAGACAUGAUAGACACCCGUAUUUGUAUAUUUCUCCUCAAUCGUUCGGAAGCCGUCGUAACAGUUGUACGUGAGCACAUAUGUAUUGUUGGAACGUCAACGAAAAACAAUCCACAAUAAAUGAAAGACCUGACAGCAAAUUCUGUGAAGAAAUAAAAAAAUCUCAAAAUUGCACGCAAUGUAACCCGGGGGGGAAGAUGAAUGAAAAACGCAAAGAUGAUUUUGUCUAAAAUCGAGUGAAUGCUUCUCCCCCUCUAACUGUAUAUAUCAUGUGCCAUAACUCAUUUUACCAUUAAAGAAAGAAAAAACUUCGUGUCCAACUUUGUUCCAAAUACCUACUCAACUAUAAAUAAUAUAUAGUAUAAUAAAAUGAAUCUCGAUGUUAUUGAUAAAA
This is a messenger RNA of Diachasmimorpha longicaudata, 5495 nucleotides long. RefSeq names its product inhibitory POU protein (gene acj6). Bases 861 to 2066 code for a protein of 401 amino acids. The transcript is spliced from 4 exons. Gene Ontology annotation, molecular function: DNA-binding transcription factor activity, RNA polymerase II-specific; RNA polymerase II cis-regulatory region sequence-specific DNA binding. Lineage: Eukaryota; Metazoa; Arthropoda; Insecta; Hymenoptera; Braconidae. The record is from RefSeq and is a predicted model, not a curated record. Gene Ontology annotation, biological process: regulation of transcription by RNA polymerase II.